AUGUCUGCGAAUGGAGCAUGGAAGCGCCUGCAGCGCGGCAUGCCGGCCAUUAUGCUAGGCACGCUGUUUAACGUUCUGGAUGCAGUCUCGACAGGCCUGCUCGUCUUCCCAAGCGACGGCAGAGCCUUCGCAGGACUGCAGAACAAGUCAAUGUCUACAUACAUCAUGAGCUCAAUCCUUAGCCAAGUAGCAAUGACACUCGGAGGCUCCCUCUUCCCCGGUGCACUCGGCGCCAUGCUGAUCGAGGUGCUCCCUUUCAUGCGAGGCGUGGCGUCAGAUAUACGGAAUGCACUGGGCGACGACAACCCGGCGGUCGUGCCUACAGUGAUGGUCGCCUACGCCAUGUCCAGUUUCCUAAUCGGGAUUGUCUUCUUGCUGCUCGGUGCUCUUGGUUUCGGUCGACUGAUAUCAUACUUCCCCCAGACGGUUUUGACAGGGGCCAUCGGCGGUAUCGGCGUCUCGCUCUUCAUCCUGGGUCUCGAGCUGCCUCUGCCCAGUGACCAGCAUCUGUCGCUCUCCAACGCAGGCACCGUACUGUUCAGCAAGCAGCAUGUUCCGCUCCUACUGGCUUCCCUUCUUCCAAUCUUUUUCAUGUGCUACUCAGUGCGAUCCGAGACGCUCAACAAGCUGACGAGAGGGGCCGUACAACACCCUUACUACGUUCCCCUGUAUUUCCUAGCCAUUGCAGCUCUGUUCUGGAUCAUUGUCGGGGGCUUGGGCGUCGAAAGACUUGGCGGUCUGCAUGGCCUCGCUGCCAGUGGCUGGCUCUUCAGCACUGGAGAAUCCCUCGGUGGUGGGAAGACGAACCUGGCUGAUGCGCUGAACUACUGGAGCUUGUUCGACUUUCGUUUGGUUGAGAUCUCUGCUCUCGGCCACGCCGUCACGAACUUCGUUCUACUGGUGGUUAUUGGAGUGUUGAAUCUCCCCGUCUAUGUUCCAGCUCUGGCCCUGGCUCUCGACGUACCCUACAGCAUGAACCAUGAGUUGAUAGGGCAGGGUGCUGCUAACAUUCUAGCUGGGGCGGUCGGAUCGCUGCCCAACAUUCUACAACUUUCCUACUCUGUUUUCUUCACCCGAGCAGGGGGCCGAAGAAUUGAAGCAGGCGUCGUCAUCCUGUUGACUCUCGUCUUGUUCUUCGUUUCAUCCUAUCUGCUACUAUACAUCCCCACUAUCUUGGCCUCAGGCCUUGUGCUCUUCCUCGGCAUCGAGCUCACCCUGGAGGCGGUGUGGGAGUCGGCUAAAGACCUAAUAUGGACGGAGUGGCUCGUUGUCAUGGCCACUCUGCUUGCUUGCGCAUUCGUUGGGUUUGCUCCUGGGGUUGGGGUGGGCAUCGCUGCCGCAGUAGUGGUAUAUACUGGCUGGGGAUGCUGGGAUUUGAGAGCGAGACCUGGUUACGUGGAGCGCAACUUGACCAUCUUGGACCAGCACUCCAAGCAUCUGCAUCACCACUCGCAUCGCCUACGAGCCAAUGCUGGUUACUCGCGUCUUCCGGACACGGCCCCCGAGGAGUCAGGGGUCAGUGAUUUGGAAGAGAAGCUACAUCCACAGAUCCGGCUUGUCCACCUCAAUGGCUACGUUUUCUUCGGCGUCAUUCCCUCGGUGGAGGCCCAGCUCAUUGCUCGAGUAAAGUCCAAAGGUGCUAGUAUAGACCCCGGCGCGCCGCAUGAGUAUGUAGUUGUUGACCUGCAAUCCGUCAACCGCGUGGAAACCGCAGCUGCCAGGGUCAUCCGCACAAAAGCCAGAGAUACCUCCGGAGUUACUCUCGUCCUGUGCGGCCUUUCAGAAGGGUCUGGCACGGCAGCCGACCUGGUCAGGUCUGGCCUAGACCUGACUUUUGCGCCCGCGGAUGGCGCAUUCCCUUCAGAGAAGGAAGGCUCUAUCCGGGCUUUCGAUGGCUGCGACUCAGCCUUGGGGUGGUGCAAAGCUGAUGUUGCUCGCCGGGAGAUAGGCACGCUGAGUGAGCCGGUUGUAAAAGGACACGCUCGCCAAAGGUUCCUUGAAUUGUUUCCACCAAGGUCGAGUUCCAUGAGUGGCUUGUCACUCGAUGAACAUGACGAUUCAAUCGAAGCCGAAGCGAUGGAGCCAAGUAUUAAUGGCUUUGAAGUGAAGCUGUACAAGGCCGAGUCGAACACCAUCCCUCGACCAACAACGGAGGCCAGCGUCCAUUUCACCUUCGUCAGCUCCGGUAGCCUGGACAUCCCCUCUUGCACCACUCAAACUACUACAUCCGCGGCUGCGCCUCGAGUGAGGUAUAACCGGGCCUCGCUGCGUGCCACCGUCAUAAACGUCUUUCGUCAGAGUUUGGACAUUGUCAUGCGAAGACCGAGGAGUGAUGAGGCGCUGCAGAAACCUUCAUCAGACAACGAGGGUGCCUCUGACAGCGAGGCGACCGAUGUUCCUACACCCAAUAAGAGGCAAGCCUACCCUGGCCAUACUACUUACGUCCCUCCACAGGUCUCCCAGGGACUUUCCUCGGUUCAAGAACCACCGUACUCGGGAUCUGACAAGGCUGCGGACGAGAUAUGUACCGCCAUUUGA
Anthostomella pinea is the source of this 2538-nucleotide messenger RNA. The record is from the annotation of a GenBank genome assembly. NCBI's taxonomy places the organism in Eukaryota, Fungi, Ascomycota, Sordariomycetes, Xylariales, Xylariaceae.